UAGUCAAGUCGUCGUCCCCGAGUCAACGCGAAGCAGCAAUCACCUCCUAAAAAAACCUCACUCCCCCUCCUCCUCCUCCUCCCCAAAACCUCCGCGAUUCCGAGCUCCUCCGAUCUUCGAUCGUCCGUCGUCCCCGCCGCGUCGAAUUAGGGUUCCGAUCGGCGAAUCGAGCGCGGCCUCGUCGGUCGACGGCUCCGCGCCGCCGACGAUCUGAGCUCCGCGGCUCGAGGGCGUCGGAGAUAUGUCGAGGCCUCAGGUCACGAUCACGCUCGGUCGGUCCGGUCAGGUAGUUAAGAGGGCUGGGAAUGCAUUGAAUGAUUCUCGAGCAGCGCCACUUCCGAAAUCUGGAGUUAAGCGCUCUAUAAAGGAGAGACUUGGAGGGAAAGCUGACGGUCUUUUUCAUGGAAGUGUCAAGAGACGGAGGGCCGAGAGCAAUAUUAAGAGCUUGAAUGGUGCUGGAGACCUUCGCAUCAAGCUCAUGCACAGGAACAAGACAAGGCAGGCUAGUGGCAAUGUUAGAGAGCAAGAUCACAUUAAUGCCCCCAUUAAUAUUCGUAGGACUGUCCAUUCUCCUCUGAGCUCAUAUACAGUGCAACAUUCACUUGAGCCAAAACUUGAUAGCCCUUUGAGGAGAAUUCCACCGACAAGAAGUGCUGAAGAUUUACUAGAGCUGAAUUCAAUGCGAAAGUCUUAUUCUUCUUGGACUCAUAAUGGGUUCCAACAUGGGUCCCCAGAUAGAAUAUUCAGUUCAAGGGGCCUUUCACCACCAAGGCCAAUCAAUGGCCAGCAAGAAUUACUUAUGUAUGGACCAAUUGAUGCACCAAGAGUUCCUACACAGGUUGCAAGAAAUGUCUAUGAUCAUGCAGUUGCAGGGCCACACUCCUCUUCACAUUUUGUGACAAGAACACCUUUGCCUCUGGAUUCUGCUAGGUCUCUGCCACGAUCGCAUCCACGUGGGGCCAUCUCACAUAGAAGUUUUUAUGCGGUACAGGGACCGCUUACCAUUGGGCCUUUCUUAAAUUCUCUUGGCUUGGGAAAGUAUGCCAUUCUUUUUCAGGCUGAGGAAAUUGAUAUGGAUGUACUGAAGCAGAUGCAGGACGAUGACCUCAAAGAGAUGGGCAUACCAAUGGGACCCAGGAGAAAGAUUCUUCGUGCUCUCUUGUCUCGUUCGAGACGCGUGUAGAAAUCUGAUGCUUUCACUUCUUUGGUAUACUUUUAUUUAUUUAUCUUUUUUCUCCUGCGUUUCCUUCGUAUCUGGUGGAGAGAGGGAAACGGUGUCAUGAAGAGGAAGGACCAGGUGAUGGGUUGGUGCAGGUAAUCCAAUGUUGUAUUAUCUUUUGGAUGCCAUUCCGAGUUCUUUGUAUUAAAAUAAAUACCAUAAGCUUGUACGUGCGUUGGACAUAAAUCCGGCUAUUAGGCUCUGUGAACAUAUUUGAUGCUUCCCCCUAAAUCUGAUUUUUCCUUUUAAUUAGUAA
Eucalyptus grandis is the source of this 1475-nucleotide messenger RNA. RefSeq lists its product as uncharacterized. Lineage: Eukaryota; Viridiplantae; Streptophyta; Magnoliopsida; Myrtales; Myrtaceae. Bases 242 to 1183 code for a protein of 313 amino acids. Gene Ontology annotation, molecular function: protein binding. The transcript is spliced from 7 exons. The record is from RefSeq and is a predicted model, not a curated record.